Messenger RNA from Solanum dulcamara, 1821 nucleotides. Its product is annotated as AP2-like ethylene-responsive transcription factor TOE3. Gene Ontology annotation, biological process: regulation of DNA-templated transcription. NCBI's taxonomy places the organism in Eukaryota, Viridiplantae, Streptophyta, Magnoliopsida, Solanales, Solanaceae. Gene Ontology annotation, molecular function: DNA-binding transcription factor activity; DNA binding. The transcript is spliced from 10 exons. The coding region runs from base 183 to 1649 and encodes 488 amino acids. The record is from RefSeq and is a predicted model, not a curated record.
UAAGAAUCAUUUUCCUUGCUUCGUUUUUGAUUAACUUCUUAAUUUGUUCUGGAAUUUCCAUGAUCCGAUUUUCCCUUUUUCUCAUGAAUGUUUGAACAUAUAUAAAAUAAUAAGAGUUUUUUCCCCAUUGUUGAGUUGAAGGAACAAAAACAGUUGUGAUAUAAGUUGAAAUUUGUUAAAGAAUGAUGUUGGAUCUCAAUGUAAGUGCAAUUUAUGAUGGGAAAGUUCCAGAAGGUUCCAUAGCCGAUGAAUCGGGAAGCUCCAAUUCAUCGGCGAGGAAUGUAGACGCUUGUAGUAGUGCCGGAGACGACGAGACGUGCUCCACACGCGCUGCCGCCGGAGACAUGUUCGCCUUCAAUUUUGAUAUCCUUAAAGUUGGUGGUGGAGCUGAAACUAGUAGGAGCUGCAGCAACAAUGAUGAUGAAGAGGGAUACGAUGAGAAUCGGACGACGAGGUCCGAGUUCGUGACUCAGCAGUUGUUCCCUAUGGACAAUGCUGAGUUGAAUCGGGUCCAUACCUCUCAGAUACCUGAUUGGGUUGAUCGAAACAUGGAUCCAUCCAAUACUGUUAGUUUCCGAGAGGCGCAGCAAAUGGGCCGCCCACAACAACAACCAGUUAAGAAAAGUAGGAGGGGACCUAGGUCCAGAAGCUCACAGUACAGAGGUGUCACUUUUUAUAGAAGAACUGGUAGAUGGGAAUCACACAUAUGGGACUGUGGCAAACAAGUAUAUUUGGGUGGAUUUGACACUGCUCAUGCAGCUGCUAGAGCGUAUGAUAGAGCUGCAAUUAAGUUCCGGGGUGUUGAUGCUGAUAUAAACUUUAAUCUUAGUGAUUACGAGGAAGAUAUGAAGCAGAUGAAGAACCUGAGUAAAGAAGAAUUUGUGCACGUGCUGCGACGCCAGAGCACGGGUUUCUCGAGAGGGAGCUCGAAAUACAGAGGAGUAACGUUGCAUAAAUGUGGGAGAUGGGAGGCUCGGAUGGGGCAAUUCCUUGGCAAAAAGUAUAUAUAUCUUGGGCUAUUCGACAGUGAAGUAGAAGCUGCAAGGGCGUACGAUAAGGCGGCUAUCAAAUGUAAUGGAAGGGAGGCUGUUACCAACUUCGAGCCAAGUGCAUAUGAAGGGGAAACAAACUCUAACCCUCAAAGUGAAGGUAGCGAACAGGAUCUUGAUCUAAACUUGGGGAUCGCGACUACUUCUCCGAAGGAAAUUGAAAGGUCGUUGGGUUUCCAGUAUCAUCCUUAUGAUAUGCAAGAAGCAACAAAAUCACAGAUGGAUGGUGGUAGUUCACAUUUCAAGGCAUUACCUGCAGUGACAUCUGAACAAGCUCACUUGUGGAACGGAGUAUAUUCCAAUUUUUUUCCCAACUAUGAGGAAAGAGCAUCCGGAAAGAGAAUAGAUGUAGGUUCCUCCCACGGACACUCAAACUGGGAAAUGCAAAUGCAUGGUCAGGUCGGAACAACCCCAAUGUCAAUGUUCUCUGCUGCAGCAUCAUCAGGAUUCUCAACUCCGGCUACCACUGCUUCGACAUCUCCAAUGUCUGGUCCCAACAACCCCAACACUCUCAAUCUUUCCUUUGCUUCAUAUUCGACACCACCAACAAAUACAACUCAAUACUAUUACCAGAUCAGGCCGCCAUUACCACCUCCAUAACAUGUCUUUUCCCCAGCAUUACUAUUAAUACAUUUACAUAUUAUAACUCAAAACUGAUUCCAUUUGUAAGAUCUGUUUGUCGUCAAUUCAUUAACAUGUUGAUUUUAAGUUGAAUUCUUUUGCAACUUGUAAGAUUUUGGAAGGUGAACAUUCAAAUUUCCAUCACAUAUGA